CUAGUGGGAGCAGAAGGAGGGGUUUUUUUUCCCCAUCAAAACACCACCUCAUGUUUAUUCUUCCAGAAAGCGGCGAGGUUACGCCUGUUAACUUCCGCUAGUGCGGUGAGCUGCGAAACAAAGAAAAACAAGCGUCUGGCAGUUCUCUCUCUGUGUUUUUUAAAAAGAGGCUGCCUCACCGUCCCCCCUCCGCCGUGUGGAGAAAAAAAAGUGGGCCGCUCCGCAGCGCGCGCUGGCUCCCGCGUCCGCCGGGGAGGGGCGGGAGUCGCGUAAACGGAGACCCUCGGGGGGGGGCGGUUUUGGAGGGCCAGCGGAGCCCCUCGCUCGCUCGCUCCCUUUCUUUCUCUGCCUGGCCCCUGGCGCUGAGGCGGCCGCCCCUGCCGGGCUCCCACUCCCCCCUUGUUCCUCUCCCAGCUCGGCGGUCCCCUCACUCACUCACCCACCCGCCAUGGCGAAGGAGGAGGACAAGGAAGAGGACGGGGAGCUGAAGGUCCCUGAGGAGAUGUUCAGAGAGGUCAAGUUCUUCGUGGUGGGAGACAUUGACCCCAAGGUUAUUCAGCUUCUAGAAGAUGGCAAGGCAAAGGAGGUUUCUUAUAAUGCUCUGGCAUCGCACAUAAUUUCAGAAGAUGGGGACAAUCCAGAAGUUGGUGAAUCUCGUGAAGUGUUUGAUCUUCCAGUUGUAAAACCUUCUUGGGUGACUUUAUCAGUUCGAUGUGGAGCUCUUCUGCCAGUGAAUGGUUUCUCCCCAGAAUCUUGUCAGAUUUUUUUUGGAGUUGCUGCUUGUUUAUCUCAGGUUUCCUCGGAGGACCGGAGUACGCUGUGGGCUUUGAUUACAUUUUAUGGUGGAGAUUGCAGGCUCAGUCUCAAUAAAAAAUGUACACAUUUGAUUGUGCCAGAACCGAAAGGGGAAAAAUACGAAUGUGCUUGUAAGAGAGAAAAGAUAAAAAUUGUGACGCCUGAUUGGAUUCUGGAUUCUAUAUCUGAUAAAACUAGAAAAGAUGAGAUUUCCUAUCAUCCUAGAUUAAUUGUAUAUGAGGAAGAAGAGGAGGAGGAGGAGGAAGAGGACAAUGAAGAACAGGAUUCACAAAAUGAUGUUAGCACGGAUGAAAAGUUGUCAAGUCCACCAUCUUCACGAGAAGGAUCACCAUUAGGUGAUCAAGCCUUUUCACCUAAAUCCGUCACUGUGGACAAAACAAAAGGAGAACUGAUGUUUGAUGAUUCCUCAGACUCUUCUCCUGAAAAGCAUGAAAGAAAUUUGAACUGGACCCCUGCUGAAGUUCCCCAGGCUGCUACGGCAAAGCAUAGAUUGCCAUCUGGCAAGGAUUCAGGAUUGAUCAAUUUGUGUGCCAAUGUCCCUCCUGUUCCAGGCAAUAUUUUAUCGCCUGACAGCAGAAGUAAUAUAAUGACUUCAGUACAGAAUCCCCAAAGUUCUGGACAUCCUGAAAUGAUGGCAUCGUGGAGCCCUGCAGUACGGACACUAAGAAAUAUUACUAAUAAUGCUGAUAUUCAGCAGGUUAGCAGGCCAUCAAAUGUAGCACAUAUCCUGCAGUCACUUUCAGCACCCACAAAAUCUUUGGAGCAGCAGGUAAAUCACAGCCAACAGCAGGGACAUUCAAAUGCUGUCUUGCUUAGCCAAGUUAAAUUGGCUCCAGAAACACACUUGCUACAACAACAACAACAGCUGCAACAGCAGCACCAGCCUCAACAGCCACAACAGCAGCAGCAGCCACAGCAGCAGCAUCGUCCUCUUCUGCAUCUUCAGCCCCAGCAUUUGCAGUUGCAGCCACAGCAGCCACAGCCACCUCCGCAGUAUUUGGAGAUUACGCAGCAGCCUUUCUCACAGCAGCCUCAUCAGUUUCCGCAACAGCAACAAGUUCAUCCCCACCAGUUUCCCCAGCAACAUUUGCAAUUUCCUCCCCAACAGAUACAUUCCCAACAGCAAAUGCAUCGCCCACAGCAGCAGUUGCAGUUUCAGCAGCAACAUGCCUUGCAGCAGCAGUUGCAUCAGCUGCAGCAGCAGCAGUUGCAUCAGCAACAGCUGCAACUGCAGCAACAAAACCUUCAGCAGCAACUGCAGCAACAGCAGCAGUUGCAACAGCAGCAGCAACUGCAGCAGCAGCAUUUACAACGAAUUCAGCAGCAACAACAAAUGCAGAAUCAAGCAUCACAGCAUUUAACUCAGACGCUGCAGCAUCAAGUUCCAGUUCAGCCACCGCAGCAUUCGCAGCAUCCGCAGCAGCAACUUCAGCCUCAUCAGUUGUUUGGACACGAUCCAUCUGUAGAAGUUCCAGAAGACUAUUUCUUACUAGGAUGUGUAUUUGCAAUUGCUGAUUAUCCUGAGCAGAUGUCUGAUAAACAGCUAUUGGCAACAUGGAAAAGGGUCAUCCAAUCACAUGGAGGUACAGUAGAUCCAACGCUCACGAAUCGAUGUACACAUCUUCUCUGUGAAAGUCAAGUCAGUAAUAUGUAUGCUCAGGCAUUACGAGAAAGAAAGAGAUGUAUCACAGCACAUUGGCUGAACUCUGUGCUGAAGAAGAAGAAAAUGGUGCCACCCCAUCGAGCUCUUCAUUUUCCAGUAGCAUUUCCACCAGGAGGGAAGCCAUGUUCUCAACAUAUAAUCUCAGUCACGGGUUUUGUUGAUAGUGACAGAGAUGAUCUCAAGCUGAUGGCCUACCUAGCCGGUGCAAAGUAUACAGGCUACCUCUGUCGCAGCAACUCGGUUCUCAUCUGUAAAGAGCCUACUGGCUUAAAAUAUGAGAAAGCCAAAGAGUGGAGAAUAGCAUGUGUGAAUGCACAGUGGCUUUGUGAUAUAUUACUUGGGAGAUUUGAAGCACUGCGGCAAAUGCAACACAAUCGAUAUACAGUAUUCAAUCUUCCAGAACCUCUUGCUCCCAGUCAGCAUCUAGUUCUAAACCUUCUUGAUGCAUGGAGAGUGCCAUUAAAGGUGUCACCAGAACUUCUAAUGCAACUCUACCUCAAUUUAAUUGAAGACUUGCCAGUGCCUACUAAAAAGCUGUCACCAGAAUUGACACCAGUGGUGCUUUUCACAGGAUUUGAGCCUGCACAAGUGCAUCAGUACAUCAAGAAACUCUACAUUCUUGGAGGCGAAGUGGCAGAAUCUGCACAGAAGUGCACUCACCUAAUAGCUAGUAAAGUGACCCGUACUGUAAAAUUCUUAACAGCAAUUUCGGUUGUAAAGCAUAUAAUAACCCCGGACUGGCUAGAAGAGUGUUUUAAAUGUCAGAAGUUUAUAGAAGAGCAAAGCUACAUACUCAGAGAUGCAGAAGCUGAAGUUCUUUUCUGUUUCAGCUUAGAAGAAUCUCUAAAAAGAGCACAAAUGGCACCACUAUUUAAGGGGAAAUACUUCUAUAUUACACCUGGAAUUUGUCCUAGUCUUUCCACCAUGAAAUCUAUUGUGGAAUGUGCAGGUGGAAAAGUACUGUCCAAACAGCCUUCUUUUCGCAAACUCAUGGAACAUAAACAAAAUAAGAGUUUGACGGAGAUUAUUAUCAUCUCUUGUGAAAACGAUCUUCACUUAUGUCGAGAAUAUUUUGCCAGAGGCAUAGAUGUCCACAAUGCAGAGUUUAUUUUAACUGGUGUUCUCACUCAAACACUGGAUUAUGAAUCAUAUAAAUUCACUUGACAAGGAAACAAAAUGCCUUACUGCUUCAAACUUCUUGAAGCAUUUCCUCAAGUUUUCCAGCCUGUGGAUCAAUCAGUACUUCAUUGAGUUCUUAUUUUCCACUUGUUUUUUCCCUGAAGGACAGUGAACAGUGCAAGGCCGGAGAGCAAACAUUUACUGCAUCUGUUUAAGAUGUGCAACCUUUUAUUAUCAAGACAUAAUUAAUUAUGUUUUUGUAUUAUACUAUUAACGAGAGAGAGCUUACUUUUUUAUACCGUGAAUUAGUUUUCCCGAUUUUUUUAGGUUUUAACAACUGGUGGUACUCAAACAGAAUCGAAAUGUAAAGAUAAAAGGGCUUGUGGUAUGUUUUAAAUUAUGGAGGUAAAUAUUUUGUACUUUAUUUUAUUAUGAUGUUUCUUUUAUAUUAAUACUAUCCCAGUUUUUAAAUAAACAUACUUCUAAAAUAUCUUUCUUUAAAAUUUAGCAGUGGUUCUUUUUAAAUAAAAUACUGUGCAAUUGUGGCACUCUCUGGUAAGAGUAAAUUACUCUAAUUAUUCUUCCAAAUGCUGUAAGAUAUAUCUUCCACUUAAUUUGAUCAGGUCUGUUUUAAUAUUGAAAGCCACAUAUUUUAAGCAGGAUUCAAUGUUACUGUUAUGUGUGUUUCUACUGAAUUUAGUUUGAACUCAUUCAUAUUCUGCUAAAAGUUCUCUUGUCAUUUUAAUGAAAUAAAUAUGCAAAAGUGAAUUCAGGGAUGUAGUUGUUUCAUCCAAGGUGAACUGCUCUUGAACAAUGCUAAUCUGUUUGUUUAUAAGCUGAGUGUUUGUUAUUUUUUAAAAAUACAUUGUUUCAGCAGGAACAUAGGGAAAUGAAGUUAGGUAAUAUGUGCCGGCUUGGCUGUAUAUGAUUCCUAUUUGCAAGUGAUAAAAAUUGCUUAAAUUCUAAAUUUAAGUUCUAAAGUUAUUCUUUCCUUAGAUUGUCUUUAGACCUGACAGCAAAUCUUGGUUGAUGUGGUUUUGGAGAUUAUGAUAAUUUAGGCUUCACAGAAUUCUUGAUAACUUGCAUAAGCAGAAAUGACCCAGCUUGUUAUCUCAUUUAACAGCAUGCCAUUGUUUUUCUGUGCCAGUUUUUGUUGUCCGUCUCUCUUUUUUGAAAGUGAAGGGCUGCCUAUGGCAAAAAGGAUGUGAUUCACUUGGAGAAGCUGCAGGUACACAGCCUGGUUGUUUAAUGUUAGUUAUGACACUUGAGUGCUACUCACUGAUUGUUUGCUAUGCACCUUUGAAGACUGCACUAACUGCUACCGUUGAAAUUGUACAUUUUUUAUGUACUGAAAAAUACAUGCUUAAACCAG
Pogona vitticeps (central bearded dragon) is the source of this 4970-nucleotide messenger RNA. Lineage: Eukaryota; Metazoa; Chordata; Lepidosauria; Squamata; Agamidae. The record is from RefSeq and is a predicted model, not a curated record.